AUGGUAACGAAAGAAAAAUUAAAACACCUGAGAAAUGAAUUCAAUUUACGAAAUACUGAACGCAAUUUAAUUGAGGAGUUAGCAGUAAUUAAAAAUGAAACUGGUUUUAUGACAGAGCUAGUAGAGGAGCUGCUGCAACAAACUUCAGAGCUGCAAUAUCAAGUAGAAAUGAUAGAAAUAUGUAAAGCUUCAGAGGAAACUAAAAUUCAAAAUAACAUUGCCUGUCUCAAAGAGCACAAAAAUGGCUUUGACGAUUAUUUCGCUAAAGAGAAAGAAAUAUUGAGAACACAACAUCAAGAACAGCGUAAUAAAGAGGCAGAAGAGGAAGAGAAUGAACGAAAGAAAAAUGCCCAAGUUCUAGAAAUUGAUGAACAAUUUAAAAUUGAGGCGGACUGCAUUGAAAAGGAGUGCGAAGAAAUAGAAAAGGAAUGCGGUGUCUUGACGAAGAGAAACAGAGCCAUAAUGUUGCAACUAAGAAGAAGAUUAAUAGAGUCUGAAAACACGAGAAGAGCUUUGCUAAAGCAAAUGAAACAAGAGUCUAAUGUAGAGGAAUAAUUUAAUAAUGUAAAUUAUUAAAUA
Messenger RNA from Aricia agestis (brown argus), 579 nucleotides. RefSeq lists its product as uncharacterized. Bases 1 to 555 code for a protein of 184 amino acids. Lineage: Eukaryota; Metazoa; Arthropoda; Insecta; Lepidoptera; Lycaenidae. The transcript has 5 exons. The record is from RefSeq and is a predicted model, not a curated record.